Messenger RNA from Myotis davidii, 954 nucleotides. Its product is annotated as olfactory receptor 7A10-like. The record is from RefSeq and is a predicted model, not a curated record. The transcript has 2 exons. Gene Ontology annotation, biological process: G protein-coupled receptor signaling pathway. Bases 1 to 954 code for a protein of 317 amino acids. NCBI's taxonomy places the organism in Eukaryota, Metazoa, Chordata, Mammalia, Chiroptera, Vespertilionidae. Gene Ontology annotation, cellular component: membrane. Gene Ontology annotation, molecular function: G protein-coupled receptor activity; olfactory receptor activity.
AUGGGACCUGGGAAUGAUACUCUGAUUUCAGAAUUUCUUCUCCUGGGAUUGUCAGAGGAACCAGCACUGCAGCCCCUCAUAUUUGGGCUUUUCCUCUCCAUGUACCUGGUCACUGUGUUGGGAAACCUGCUCAUCAUCCUGGCCAUCAGCUCAGACCAACACCUCCACACGCCCAUGUACUUCUUCCUCUCCAACCUGUCCUUGGUAGACAUCUGUUUCACCUCCACCACCAUCCCAAAGAUGCUGAGAAACCAGCACUGCAGCCACAGAGUCAUCACCUAUGCAGGCUGCAUCACACAGAUGUAUUUUUUCAUAUUCUUUGGAGGACUAGAUGACUUUCUGCUAGCCGUGAUGGCCUAUGACAGGUAUGUGGCCAUCUGCCACCCCCUGCACUACAUGGUCAUCAUGAACCCCCGGCUCUGUGGCCUGCUGGUUCUGGUGUCCUGGAUUAUGAGUGCCCUGAAUUCCUUGGUAGAAACCUUAAUAAUGUUGCAACUGUCCUUCUGUACAGACUUGGCAAUCCCCCACUUUUUCUGUGAAAUCAAACAGAUAGUCCAACUUGCCUGUUCUGACACCUUUCUUAAUAACAUGGUGAUGUAUUUUGGAGUUGUGCUGCUGGGUGGUGGUCCUCUUGUUGGUAUCCUUUACUCUUACUCUAAGAUAGUGUCCUCCAUACGAGGAAUCCCAUCAGCUCAGGGGAAGUAUAAGGCAUUUUCUACCUGUGCAUCUCACCUCUGGGUUGUCUCCUUAUUUUAUGGAACUAGCCUAGGAGUGUACCUCAGCUCUGCUGCUACCCACAGCUCACACUCAAGUGCAGCAGCCUCAGUGAUGUACACUGUGGUCACACCCAUGCUGAACCCCUUCAUCUACAGUCUGAGAAACAAAGACAUAAAGAUGGCCCUGAAAAGAUUCUUUGGGAUGGCAGGUAUAAAAGGGACAAUCAUCCUGAGGUAG